CCCCUCUCUCUCUAAAAACACACACAGAGGUCACCCUCUCUCUCUCUCUAUACACAUGUAUAUAGAUAUAUAUAUAUACACAUUCUGCAUAUGCAGUGACAAUGGGAUGCAUAGCUGGUUCUUGGAUCCAGAGAUUCAGCCAUUUUUAAAGCUUAUUAUAUAUAUAUAGAGAGAGAGAGAGAGAGAGAGAAAGAGACCGAGAGAGUAAAAUUCCAUUUAUAUUAUUAUCCCAACAAGACAUGAUUUGGUGUUCCCAAAAUUGCUCAAAUUCCCAAUCCCUUUGCCUGCCAUUGAAAUCCGUACCUCUUUUUCUGUAAAUGCCUGUAAAUCCAUGGCCCAUGUUUCCCCUCUUCUUCUUCUCCUUCUUCAUUUCGUCCGCUCUCUGUCUCGAUCCGCAAGGGGAAGCUCUCCUCGCAUGGAAAUCCACCUUGGCCGGCUCCAUCGAUGCCCUGGCUGAUUGGAAUCCCGCCCACCCGAAUCCCUGCCGCUGGUUUGGGAUUCUCUGCAACUCUAAUGGCGUCGUGGUGGAGAUUAAUCUGAAGUACGUUGAUCUUCUUGGCAAUGCGCCGUCGGAUUUUAGGGUUUUGGGCUCUCUGAAUAAGCUCGUUCUUGUUGGGACUAAUCUCACCGGGAAGGUCCCGGACCGGAUUGGGGAUCUGACGGAGUUGAAGGUCCUAGACUUGAGCGACAAUGGCCUCACCGGAGAAAUCCCCGCCGGUAUUUGCUUGCUGUCGAAAUUGGAGAAGCUUUACCUCGAUACCAAUAGGUUGGAAGGAUCCAUCCCCGCCGGAAUCGGGAAUCUGACGAACUUGCUGGAACUGACUCUGUACGAUAACAAGCUUUCCGGCGGGAUUCCGGCGAGCUUCGGCAAUUUGAAGAAGUUGGAAGUGAUUCGAGCAGGAGGGAAUAAAAACCUCGCCGGAGCGCUGCCGCCGGAGAUCGGGAACUGUACUAAUUUGGUGAUGCUCGGCCUGGCGGAGACGAGCAUCUCGGGGUUCCUCCCGCCGGAGAUCGGACGGCUGAGGAGACUCCAGACUUUGGCGAUUUACACGGCGCUACUGUCGGGGAAUAUUCCGGCGGAGCUCGGAGACUGUGGCGCCCUGCAGAAUGUGUACCUGUAUGAGAAUUCUCUGACGGGGGAAAUUCCGGCGGCGAUUGGGAGGCUUGAGAAUUUGCAGAACCUCCUGCUAUGGCAGAACAGCCUCGUCGGAGAUAUUCCGGCCGAGAUCGGGAACUGCACUCAGCUGGUCGUCAUCGACGUGUCGCUGAAUUCUCUGACAGGGAAUAUUCCGGCGACGUUUGGGAAUCUGAGGAUGCUGCAAGAGUUGCAGAUGAGCGUGAAUCAAAUUUCCGGCAGGAUUCCGAGCGAAUUAGGCGACUGCCGGAGCCUGACGCAUAUCGAGCUCGACAACAAUCAGCUUUCCGGCGGCGUGCCACCGGAAUUCGGGAACUUGUCGAAUCUGACGCUGCUGUUCCUAUGGCAGAAUCGCCUGGAGGGUAACAUUCCGGUUACGUUGUCGAAUUGCCGGAAAUUGGAAGCCGUCGACCUGUCUACGAAUGCGCUGACAGGUCCGAUUCCCGCGGGUAUUUUUCAGUUGAGUAAUUUGAACAAGCUUCUGUUACUAUCGAACAAUCUCUCCGGCAGCCUCCCGCCCGAGAUCGGGAACUGCUCGUCAUUGAUCCGAUUCCGGGCGAGCAAUAACAUGAUCACCGGAAGGAUUCCGGCGGAGAUAGGGAGGUUGAAGAAUCUGAAUUUUUUCGAUCUCGGAUUGAAUCGAGUGUCGGGGAUCAUCCCCGUCGAGAUUUCCGGGUGCCGGAAUCUCACCUUUCUCGACCUGCAUUCCAAUUCGUUGUCGGGGAAUUUGCCGGCAAAUCUGAAGGACCUUGUCGCUCUGCAAUUUCUAGAUGUUUCCGACAAUAUGAUCGGAGGGACAUUGAGUCCGGGGAUCGGCGAAUUGAAUUCUCUUACGAAGCUGAUCAUCGCGAAGAAUCGGUUGUCCGGUCCGAUCCCGAUCAAGCUCGGUUCGUGUUCCCGGCUUCAAUUGCUCGAUUUAAGUAGCAACCAACUCGACGGCAUGAUUCCGGCGAGCUUAGGGAAGAUUCCGGCGUUGGAGAUCGCAUUGAAUUUGAGUUGGAAUAGACUUUCCGGUGGGAUUCCGGAGGCCUUCACCGCCCUAGAUCGGCUAGGCGUCCUCGACGUCUCCCACAACCUUCUCUCCGGCGACCUUCAUUUCUUGCCGGAGCUUCAAAAUCUCGUCGUGCUCAAUGUCUCCUACAACAAUUUCUCUGGCCGUGUUCCGGAGACCCCCUUCUUCGCCAAGCUACCCGUCAACGUCCUCGCCGGAAACCCCCAUUUGUGCCUUUCGAACUGCUUUUCCUAUCGUGGCGCCGGCCACCGGAGGGCGGCAAGGGUCGUGAUGGUGGUUUUGCUCUGCGCAGCGUGCAUUUUGAUGCUAACGGCUCUUUACAUUAUCCUCCGGCAAAAAUCGAGAGCCCGAGGCACCGAUCCAGACAACCACGACGACAUCGACUUACCCGGACCGUGGGAGGUCACGUUGUACCAAAAGCUCGAUAUGUCCAUCACCGACGUCGCCCAAUGCUUGACGGCCGUCAACAUGAUAGGGCAAGGUCGAUCGGGGAUUGUGUACCGAGCAACGAUCCCAUCAAGGGCAACGAUCGCAGUGAAAAGAUUCAUCUCAUCGGACAAGCACUCAUCGACGUCGUUCUCAUCGGAGAUCACCACAUUGGCUUGGAUCCGGCAUAGAAACAUCAUCAGGCUAUUAGGAUGGGCGACCAAUCGAAAGACGAAGCUCUUGUUGUACGACUACUUGCCCAACGGCACGUUGGGCGGAUUGUUGCACGACGCGAAUCGCGAUAGAGUUGAUUGGGAGAUUCGGUUCAAGAUCGCAUUAGGGAUCGCCGAGGGCCUUGCCUACUUGCACCACGAUUGUCUCCCACCAAUCCUCCACCGUGACGUGAAGUCGGAUAACAUACUCUUGGGCGAUCAAUACGAGCCGUGUUUGGCUGAUUUCGGGCUUGCAAGAUUCGUCGAGGAUGGGAACGACGGUAAUUCCUAUACAGCGUAUCCUCAAUUCGCCGGAUCAUACGGAUACUUUGCUCCAGAGUAUGCGUCAAUGGUGAAGAUCACAACAAAGAGCGACAUAUAUAGCUACGGCGUAGUGCUUCUAGAAAUCAUCACCGGUAAAAAGCCCGUGGACCUUUCGUUCCCCGAUGGCCAUCACGUGAUCCAACGCGUACGCGAUCACCUCAAGGGCAAAAAUGAUCCCGUCAACAUCAUCGAUCCGAGGCUCCAAGGUCAUCCCGACACACAAGUACAAGAAAUGCUUCAAGCGUUGGGGAUCGCCCUCUUGUGCACAAGUAACCGGCCGGAAGAUCGUCCCACGAUGAAAGACGUGGUCGCAUUGCUUAAGGAAAUCAAGCAAGAGCAACUGGCCGGAUGCGAACAAGUUAACAAGCCCGGGAGCAAGUCGUCGAACAAGCUUCAAAAUACGUUAAAUUCCUCCUCGUCCAUAACUCCGGCGCAACUUUUGCUUCUCCAAGGGUCGUCGAAUUGCUCGUCGGCUUAUUCGUGUUCGUCAUCGACGAGUUACAAUGCGGAUCAUCGAUAAGCGGCUCAGGCUUGGGUUGGCUCGGCUCGAAUAGAAAUUUUUAUUUUUAUUUUUUAUUAGAUUUGUCACUAAAUGAUUAUUUUUGUAAAAGUUAAUAGUGGUAGAAUUCAAUAUUUUAUGUUAAAUGUUGAUUUA
This is a messenger RNA of Andrographis paniculata, 3764 nucleotides long. Its product is annotated as leucine-rich repeat receptor-like serine/threonine-protein kinase RGI4. Lineage: Eukaryota; Viridiplantae; Streptophyta; Magnoliopsida; Lamiales; Acanthaceae. Gene Ontology annotation, molecular function: ATP binding; receptor serine/threonine kinase binding; protein kinase activity. The transcript has 2 exons. Bases 318 to 3629 code for a protein of 1103 amino acids. Gene Ontology annotation, biological process: protein phosphorylation. The record is from RefSeq and is a predicted model, not a curated record.